UUUUAAACCAGGAGUUGUCGGCGGCAUCAGUAGAGGAUGUUGGAUGAUUUUUCGGGAUGAUCUUCAACAUCUGACACAGGGAUCAAAACAUCAUAAAAUUAUGGAAGGGAGAAACAACUCGAACGGAUGUUUGCUGCAAUAGAAACCGCGACCUUUUUCAGAAGCUCUCUCUUUCCUGCAGGUUUUAAUAAUGCGGUCCUCGGAUAUCAGCAGAUCCGCCGUGAUUGUGCUCUGUCUUUUAGGAUGCAGUAUCUGGAAAGCACUAACGGAAGCUUUGCGAGAAGAUAGCGACGCCAAAGAAGUAGCUUUGAAGGUCCACCUGAGUGACGCAAGCACUCACCAGCCGCUCUCCGACGCCACCGUGGAGGUCUUCGCCAAUCACACCCCCGUUGCUAGGGAGACCUCUGGCAGCGACGGCAACAUCUUCGUCAGAUUCCCAUAUAGCCUGGGUGACCUGCUCGUCAUCACAGCUACCAAGCGAGGCUACGUCCCUAACUCCGUCCCUUGGAGACCAGCUAGGCUGCCUGUCUUCUCAUCACUGAGCCUGGAUCUGCUUCCUGAGAGAGCUGCUACUUUAAUAGUGUAUGAUGAUGAGGUUCAAAUCGUCUCUGGAUACCAAGGAUCGAGGCUUCAGCCGUGGGUUCAGUUCCAGAGGAGAGCACUGAGUCUUCCUCCUAACUCCACCUACACCAACCUGACCGCCUUCCUCACUGUAACUCACUCGGGGCAGAACACACAGCACUUCCCGUACCUGCAGGGCCUAGGCUCGAACAGCACAGGCAGCGACCGCAGAUUUGAGCUGACCCCUGUAGCUGCCAUCAGCGUUCACCUUUUGGGAAGCGAUGGGGCGGAGCUUCGUGUCAGCGAGCCAAUCAGUGUGAGCGUUCCUCUCCCUGCCAACAGUGGCUUGAAGGAGAAUGACCACAUUCCUGCCUGGAGAUUCGAGCCCAAACUCGGAGCUUGGUUGAAGAGCAGUUUGGGCUACGUGCAGAGAGAAGGAGGAGGUGAGCUCAUCCUUACCUAUAUCGCCCCUCAGCUCGGUUACUGGGUAGCAGCCAUGUCUCCUAUAAACACAGGACCCGUGGUUGCAAAGGACAUCAGCACAUACCACACUGUGUUCCUUUUGGCCAUACUGGGAGGCAUGGCCCUCAUCCUGCUCUUUCUCAUCUGUCUUCUGCUCUGUUACUGCAGGAGAAAGUGCUCACGCUCAAGACAAGCACACCAGAAGUACUCUCUCACCUCGUCGUUGGACAGCUCCAAACGAGACCAAGCCACAUCCAUGUCCCACCUCAACCUCAUUAACGAGGCCCAACUGGACCAUGUGGGUGUGGAAGCAGACCUGCACACACCCAUGUUGAAAGCCGCCCUUCACGACUCCUCCACCAAUGAGCUGGUGUCGUCUCGGAACGAGCUCGGGAGUCGCUCUCAGCGUGAAUAUCGUCGCAGUUACACCUCCGUCGUCUCUUCAACCGUCCAUCAUCUCCAUGCAUCUGCUUCAUCCUCAUCCCCGUAUGCACUGCACCACGCUGCCUCAGCUGGUCGCCUGUCCUCAGAGAGCAAGGCCAGUCCACGCGAGCUCUGCCUUUCUGCAUCCACGACUUCACCCACAGCUUCUCCAGAAAGGGAUCUGGGGGCGGAGCAUCGUCCAUCUGACUUCCUGCUCUCACGCUCCGUGGAUCAGCUAGAGCGCCCGCCAGGCCUUCUGCCCCGUCCCGGAGCACUGCUCUGCUGCACGUCGGAGCUCCAGGUAAGCCAGGGUGGAGCCGUAUAUCAGAAAGGCCGGCCCACUUUGCUCAUCCCCGCCCACUAUAUGCGGCUGCCUGGGACGCACCCUCUCUCAGGACAAGCGCUUCUGCUCCAGUCAGAUGAGCGGAGUGAGCUCGAGAGCAUCCGUGCAGAACUUAAUGCGUCCCAUCAGCCUCAAGGUGAAGUGGGGCAAGAGGACCACAUAGGCGAAGGGGUGGAGGAGGGGAAAGUAGGAGCAAGGGAGGCAGCAGGAGGGACAGUGGAUGAGUGGACGGCAGCGCUGCCUGAAGCCUUGUCCAUGCCCAACUCGCUAAGUGAGGCGGCGCUUGGGGUGGUGCAGAUGAACGGAGAAGAUCAGCUACUGGCUGAGAAGACGUUAAUGGAGCUGAGGGGUGGGAAGCCCCUCCCACACCCACGAGCCUGGUUUGUGUCGCUGGACGGCCGCUCGAACGCGCACAUCCGCCAUUCCUACAUCGAUCUGCAGAGGGCAGCACAUGGCGCCGGCUCUGUGGGCAGCAACGAUGCCAGUCUGGACUCGGGUGUAGACGUGAGUGACAUCACUCCAGGCCGCAAGGCCAAAGGUCAGGGAAAGGCCCAGGUUAUGUCACCCACUGUGGAAUGUGCAUCUCUGGUAUUUGUGGAGGGUACAAAGGCUAACGUUAAUGCUAAUGCUCAUUCAGAACCCAAUGAGAGUGAGAGCCAAACUCCUGCCUGCAGCCCGGAAGAAAACUCACUCAGGCCCUUGUUGCCCAAAGCUGAGAUCGAGGAAGAGCCUACAAUGCCUUCUUCACCUCCAAUGCUCCCCACUCCUCCGCUCCCGUCCCCUCCACCGCUCCCAGAUCCCACCGUGGAGGAGGAAGAUGAGUCAAGGGGAGACAAGGAACAGAUAGUGAGGACUGAGCGUGCCCAAACGCACCUUAAGCUUUCCUCGAGCAACAGUGCCCCGGAUGGUUUGGCUGUUCCUGAGGACAUAGAUGAGAACAAGAAGAGUCCAUGGCAGAGGCGCGAGGAGAGGCCACUGCUUGCCUUCAACCUCAAUUGACCCCUGACUUUUGGCCUUUUUACCUGUGGAAUUGCCUUUUGGCUGAAGGAUUUGGGGUCUGACUUUUACAUUACUCGUAAAAAAGUGAAAAGUUGAAGCGACUGAAAUCAAUAAUCACUUCCGGGAACUUGCUUGUGUUUGAACAAAAAGCGCUCCGCUAAACACAUUUAUGCACAACAGCUAUGCCUUUUUAAACGAACUGCAAACGAAAGCCAUUGUACGAAGGUGAGAUGUUUAGCUUUAUGAACCGCUGCUGGCGUUCAGGUAAGCAAUAGGAUCUUCAAUUGGUAGCAUACAGCACUGAGCACUGCGUCUUGUCCACGGUAAAUGUUUAAUCACGUGUUCGUCCUCUGUGUCCCAGCACUUAGCUGAACAAAAUCGCUCAGUCAUGGUUUAGCAGAAAGUCUUCCUGAUAUGAAUCUGUGACUGAAAAUCUAAUGAAGAUUUAAUUUUCGUCCUGUGGUUUCAGUUUCUCGAGUGAGUGUUUGCCCCCCCCCCCAUCAGAGGAAAGUUUUGAAUCUUUGGCAUCAAUCAAACGCAGUAUUUCCUCCUCAGUACAAUAAUCCAGUGUAUUCACUGGAGCAUGUGUGAGCUUCCUGUUGUGCUUCACACUUCAGUCUAGACACGCACAGCUAUGCAUUGCUUUAAUUCUGGUUAUUUUUAUUAAUCUUAUUCUUUUUUGAAAGCGUAUUAUGUGUUUAUUAUUGUAUUCGCCGUUUUUGAUUUUAAACACGAUUUAAGUGAACGUUUUAUUCAGGAAAAAUAGUUCUUUUUCUCUUUUGCUGGUCAUACACAUAAAAUGCUCCGUGUGUCUGAAGUGCCUAUGUAGCAGAUGCGUUAAUUUACAAUCACGUCUCCUCGCAGAUUAGAUCCUAUUACAUACCUAUGCUUUGUAUUUUUUGUUUUUGUUUUUUGGUAUUUUUUUAAAUGUAGUGCAUAAACCUUGUGUGUGUUUGUACGUGUACAGUGUAUGAAUGAUGUGUCUCUACUGUGUAUUUCUCCACCUGUGGAGAAGGAGUGCAUAUUUCAGAGCGUGUCGUUGUGUGUUUCGGAGUUUGUGUAUGAAUCAAUAUGCUACACUUGUCGCUCCUUGGAAAAAUGUAGUUUGUGUGUGUGUUACAUUGUAUGAAUAUGAAAGCUGUCCUUGAGACAUAACCACUUUGCAAUCACUCCCCAACAAUCUCCUUUUAAAUGUCUGGACCGGUUGGUCGCUUAUGAUAUAAAGGAGUCCAAUUAUCCCACAAUUUAAAAAAAAAUAAUUUAAUUAAAGCUACUUAUGAUUUUGAGAAACAGUAGUAAACGCCUGUUGCAAAAGGUUAAUCCACUGUGUUCAUGUCAGGGAAUUGCACUGGAAUAUUUCUCCAUUUAUCAUAGCUAUGAUGGGCUCAAUCGUAUUGCAUGCAGUUAUCCAAUCAACUAAUCAUGUGGCAAUACAUAUACAGUACAUAAAAUGAUCCAGAUACAAGUCCUCAGUUAAUGUUCGUCAGACAACAGAAUUGGGGGAGAUGCGGAUGCGAUCUCAGUGACUUUCACCAUGUCAUGGUUAUUGGGGCCAGAUGGGCUGGUUUGAAUGUUUCAGAAACUGCUGAUCUCCUGGGAUUUUCAUCACAACACAACACACUGUAGAGCUUUGUGUGGAAAAAUAAAAAACAUCAAUAAAGCACCUUGUUGAUGGGAGGAGACUUGUUCAAGCUGACAGGAAGGCUGCGGUAACGGAAAUUAACACGCUCUACAACCGUGGAGCGUAAAAAAGCAUCUCCGAGCACACAACAUGUUAAAAGUUUGAGGUGGAUGAGUUACAACAGCAGAAGACCACAUCAGGUUUUAUACCUGUCAGCUAAGAACAGGAAUCUGAAACUACAUUGGGUACAGGUUUACACAAACUGGACAGAUAACGAUUAUAAAAUCAUGGCCUGGUCUUUUUCCAGUCUUCAACUGUCCAGUCAUCUACUGGCUCUUCUCUGGUUAAGAUUUAAAAAAAAUUCUUAAACUGCAGCACCGGAAAGUCCUGGUGCUUUUUUCAACCGCCGCGUCAUCCUCCACAAUCACCAUUACCCUGCUACUAUUUUUAAAAGCCUCAUAAUGAUCCGUAGUUGCGGUACGUCAGCCACUAAUGGAUGAUAUUUUAUCUACUCAGUACUUGCUGAGUCAUGAUAUUCUGGUUGUUUCGUCAUUAAUUUGAACCUCAAAAUGAAUAUGAAAUGAUGAAAAACAAGCAAAGGAGCAGUUCAAGAGCAUUUUAUAAUACUUCUUUUUCCAAAAGCCAGAAACUUUCAAAACAUCUUGUUUACUUUUUGCAUUUCAAAUUGGAAAAAAAAAAAACCCCAAGUGAUUGCAGUGCAUAUGGACCUAACCACUACAAGGGUAUGAGUUCAAAUCCAAAGACUGCGACUGAUUUGCCAUGAAGUGAUGUGUGUGAAUGCAACUUUCGUAAUAUUUGAAAGCUGUAAAUGAUCUGCUCAGAGGAGAGGAAACAUGUUGCAGAGGUUUUAGGGUGUGGUGUUGGCCAGAGCACAGAAAGGAAGGAUUGUAUUUGUUUGAAGUUCAAUACCGCAAAGCUUUACAUAACGUCCAGCAAAACUGUUGCCUACAAUGUUUAACCCUAAACGCCUCAACUGGACAUUUGGUUGAGAUAAAAGCAUCUACUAAAUAAGUAAAUGUACUUGUGGUUCAACAUUAAAUGUCCAAAGGAAGAAGUAGAAGG
This is a messenger RNA of Ictalurus punctatus (channel catfish), 5492 nucleotides long. It is a transcript of the gene fam171a1, whose product is annotated as family with sequence similarity 171 member A1. Bases 191 to 2788 code for a protein of 865 amino acids. The transcript has 8 exons. The record is from RefSeq and is a predicted model, not a curated record. Gene Ontology annotation, cellular component: plasma membrane. Gene Ontology annotation, biological process: stress fiber assembly; regulation of cell shape. NCBI's taxonomy places the organism in Eukaryota, Metazoa, Chordata, Actinopteri, Siluriformes, Ictaluridae.